GAUCUACACCCAAGACCCAACUCCGCCCUUCCCCCUGUUUCUUCAUCCCCACCCUCUCCCAGUCCAAAUUGUCAACAACCCACUAAUCUCUCUCCAAAACCCUGGUGAAUUGGAUUGCUAAAACCCUACUUAAAUCUUCGUCAUUACGCAUUAUUGGGUUCUUUAGAUUGUUGCAUCCAUUGAUUGAUUCAUUGGUGGGCUUGCAAAGUGGAAAAGCCUUUUGCCUGCAUUUUGUUGUGGAUGAGAUGGGGAAGGUGUCAGUGGUGAUCUACAUUUCAGUAGCUUUGCUGGUAUUUUGGUUAGUUUCUCACUCCCCAAACAAAUCCCUCGACCGCAGCCACCACCACGCCUCCCGCCGCCUCAAGGUCCGCUCCUCCUACACCUUCACCGGCGCCAACGACCACCGCGUCGCCUUUGACCCUAUAGUCGCCGACAUCGAGCGCCGUCGCGAGGACAAGGAGUGGGAGAAGCUCCAGUUCCAAAAUCGUCACCCCGAGUUCGACUCGGCCCCUGCCGCCGAGUCGCAGCCGGAGUGGGAGGAUUUCAUGAACGCCGAGGACUAUCUUAACGACGAGGACCGGUUCAAUAUCACUGGCCGGCUGGUGUUGCUUUUCCCCAAAAUUGAUGUUGAUCCGGAGGACGGGUUUGUGAGUGAGAGCGAGUUGACUCAGUGGAAUCUGAAACAGUCGGAGAAGGAGGUGUUGCACAGGACACAGAGGGAGAUGGAGCUUCAUGAUAAAAACAAGGAUGGAUUGAUUUCCUUUUCGGAGUAUGAGGCUCCCAGUUGGGUUCGAAAUUCAGAUAAUACUUCCUUUGGAUAUGACAUGGGUUGGUGGAAGGAGGAGCAUUUUAAUGCAUCAGAUGCAGAUGGAGAUGGCCUUCUGAAUAUAACUGAGUUCAAUGACUUUCUGCACCCAGCUGAUAGCAAAAAUCCAAAGCUGGUUCAAUGGUUGUGCAAGGAAGAAAUAAGGGAAAGAGAUACAGACAAAGAUGGGAAGGUUAACUUUAAUGAAUUUUUCCAUGGGCUUUUUGACUUGGUACGGAAUUAUAAUGAAGAAAGUCACAACUCCUCACAUGAGUCUUCUGAUUUAAUGGAGGCUCCUGCUAAGAAAUUGUUUUCUCAGCUCGACAAAGACGGUGAUGGACUUUUGUCAGAGGAUGAACUACUGCCUAUAAUCGGAAAACUUCAUCCAUCAGAGCAUUACUAUGCAAAGCAGCAGGCAGAUUAUAUCAUAUCACAGGCAGAUGCGGAUAAAGAUGGGCGUCUAACCUUGACAGAGAUGAUUGAUAAUCCAUAUGUGUUUUAUAGUGCCAUUUUCAAUGAUGAUGAAGAUGACUAUGACGACUUCCAUGAUGAGUUCUAAUUUAAUGCAAGGAUGGUUAGAAGAAUCAUUGCAAGAGUUCUAAUCAUUCUUUGGCGGGAGAUUCAUGCUAUAUAGCAUCAGUAAAGAGAAGUUUCAACAAUUUUCAUGAGGAUCAUUACCUUUCAAGAGGCUGCAGAUGUUUUUAAGGUGUCAUUUCUUGGUCACCCAUCCCUCAUUCUUGCUGCUCUCCCUCACAAGAUUAUAGGGGUCAUUUGCCACGUCUGAGGAUUAUACAUGAUUUGAUGUGGCUUCGAAUUCCAACUUUGUUGCAAACAUUUGUUUAAUACUUAGAAUUAUCAUAUCCAUGUUUUUUUAUUAUACAUGUACAUUAGAAAAUAUCAAUAAUCAUUUGUUGUUUAACG
Molecule: messenger RNA, 1726 nt
Organism: Vitis riparia (riverbank grape)
Lineage: Eukaryota; Viridiplantae; Streptophyta; Magnoliopsida; Vitales; Vitaceae
Product: reticulocalbin-2
Exons: 7
Coding region: 246-1364 (372 amino acids)
Cellular component (GO): endoplasmic reticulum
Molecular function (GO): calcium ion binding
Source: RefSeq, a predicted model, not a curated record